Messenger RNA from Myxocyprinus asiaticus (Chinese sucker), 1918 nucleotides. RefSeq names its product aquaporin-3-like. The coding region runs from base 327 to 1226 and encodes 299 amino acids. Gene Ontology annotation, biological process: glycerol transmembrane transport; water transport. Gene Ontology annotation, cellular component: plasma membrane; basolateral plasma membrane. The transcript is spliced from 6 exons. Gene Ontology annotation, molecular function: urea transmembrane transporter activity; glycerol channel activity; water channel activity. Lineage: Eukaryota; Metazoa; Chordata; Actinopteri; Cypriniformes; Catostomidae. The record is from RefSeq and is a predicted model, not a curated record.
UAGAGAAGGAAGAGAAAAAUAGAGGAACCUGUUCUAUAAUAAAGAGGAACAGCAGAGGAAUGCAGUAUGAAGAAAGGGGCGUGAGUGUGUAUGUGAAUAAUACAGGGAGGAAUUGAGGGAGAUAAUGUAUAGGUGUGCGUGUAUGUGUGUUUUUCUGUGCGUGUGAGAUAGAGAAGUGUGUAAGGGGCAGGCUUGAGCUUGAAGGGUUGGUCCUGUUCUACCAUAUCUAUAAGAGGAGAAUGCUGGCCUUGAAAUAAGCAUUCUUCUCUGCGGAACAUACAAGUUGUUACACACAGUCAAAGGAAGGCAUCUGAAAUUGCUUGAAGAUGGGCAGGCAGAAGGUCAUGCUGGAUAAGAUUGCACAGACUUUACAGAUCCGCAACAAGCUACUGCGGCAGGGAUUGGCUGAAUGCUUAGGAACUCUCAUCCUGGUGAUGUUUGGCUGUGGUGCAGUGGCCCAAGUUGUACUAAGUGAAGGAUCUCAUGGUCUCUUUCUCACCGUAAACCUUGCUUUUGGGUUUGCAGCUACCCUUGGAAUCUUGGUUUGUGGCCAGGUGUCAGGGGGCCAUUUAAAUCCUGCAGUUACAUUUGCUCUCUGCCUCUUGGGAAGAGAAAAAUGGAGAAAGUUCCCUGUGUACUUUUUCUUCCAGACACUAGGAUCCUUCUUGGGUGCAGCAAUUAUCUUUGCUGAAUACCAUGAUGCAAUGUAUGAUUUUGCUGGAGACACAAAUGAGUUGCUUGUAGAAGGAGAAAAAGCCACUGCUGGGAUUUUUGCUACUUACCCAAGCAAGCAUCUCACUAUCUUAAAUGGAUUUUUUGACCAGGUGAUAGGCACAACGUCUUUGAUUGUCUGCAUCCUGGCCAUUGUGGACCCGUAUAACAACCCGAUCCCCCAAGGUCUUGAGGCAUUCACUGUGGGGUUCAGUGUGCUGGUCAUUGGCCUCUCCAUGGGUUUCAAUUCUGGUUAUGCAGUCAACCCAGCAAGAGAUUUUGGACCUCGCCUUUUCACCGCCAUUGCAGGCUGGGGCGGGGAAGUCUUUACUGCCAGGGAAUGUUGGUUUUUGGUCCCCAUCUUUGCCCCCUUCCUGGGAUCCAUAAUUGGUGUGAUUUUGUACCAGCUGAUGGUAGGUUGGCAUGUGGAGGGAGAAGCACGCGACAAGAGGAACAAAGCUAUGGAAGAGUCUAUCAAGCUCAAUGACGUCACUAGCAAGGAUGGAUCUGCAUGAUCUCCAUCAACCCUCCCCACCACAAACCUACAGAAGCAAUCUGUUUAUGAGUCUCUGGGUUAAUUACUGUAGAUAUCAUAUCGCAGAAGACUUCCCUCCAUUUCAAAAGGGGAUUCUGAUAGUUAUGCAGCCAAUCAAAAGGACUUAAGCUGCACAUCUUUAGAUUUCAAACCUUUCUCAAUUGUUCUAUCAGACAUAUUUGUUUGUUUUAGCAUUUUUCUUGGUUGUUUCUUCAUACAUCCUCCAGAUUCCUCCAUUAAAGGAAAAAAGGUCUUUCUUCAGCAACACGAAUUAUAUUAAUUCACUUUUUUGAGAAGUUACAAAGAUUUAGUGUAGUAUAUAAACAUAUUUACAGUAUUUGUGCUCUUUUUUAUAUGAAAGUAAUUGGAUUUUUAUGUUAAGGAAGGUUAGAAUUUCUACAAAAAAAAAAGAAAAUACAAAAUAGAAUAUUUUUUUUCUGUAAAUACUUUGUACGUCAUCUUUUUUUUAAAUCUGAUUUUCUCUCAAAGUUAACAUGCAUGCAUUUCAAGCAACAAGUUACCAUAGAUAGUGGUAACUUCAUGACUUUUCCUGAUGAUUUUAUGUCUUCCACUCAUAUAUCUGCUUCAUAACCAUUUUAAUUUUGUACCUGUGAUCUGAAUGUUUUGAAGAAAUAGAUUUAUAUUCUAAUAAAGUUUUUCUAAGAAUUGUCA